CCAACUCAUUUCAUCUAUCUAUAGACUACAUAUAAAAAAAUACUACCCCAAUUUUUCUCCGCGGGCACCUCCCUUCCCUUCCUAUAAGUGUUUGUGUCACCGCAAACAAGUAACGACCUUCAAUUUGUCAAUAAACAAAUAAGAGGAGUAGUUAAUUAACAAAGGAAUUUCAAUGAUAAGUAGAUGUUGUAUGAGCGUCAAGAGACGAAGAUAAGAAUGGAAUUAGUUGGAAGACAACAACAACACCAACAAGAAGAAAAAGCAUUUGAGAGGAAGAAUACUACUAGGGGUACAAGAAAAAGGAUGACAAUUAGUAUUGUAGAAGAAGAUGAAGAUGAGAGCCCGGAGAUUGUGGAUCUGAGUGGCAUGUCAUUAGAAUCUCUUCCUGUCAAUCCUACUAUCAAUUUGGGAGCUAUUUCCAAAUUACAUCUUUCCAACAAUAAUCUUCAGAGUAUACCAGAGUCUUUAACAGCAAGACUUCUUAACCUGGUGGAGUUAGAUAUGCAUUCAAAUCAGCUCAAGUCCAUUCCUAACUCUAUAGGUUGCUUAUCAAAGCUCAAACUUCUCAAUAUUUCUGGGAAUUUCCUUCUGUCGCUCCCUAAAACUAUUGAGAAUUGCAGAUCAUUGGAAGAGUUGAAUGCCAACUUCAAUAUGCUUACUCAUUUGCCGGACACUAUUGGAUUUGAGCUCAUAAAUCUCAAGAAGAUAUGCAUAAAUUCAAAUAAAAUAGCAUACCUUCCGUACUCCACCUCCCACUUAACCAAUCUUCACGUGUUAGAUGUCAGGCUAAACUGCCUUAGGUCUCUCCCUGAUGAUCUUGAGAACCUAAUCAACCUUGAAAUCCUCAACGUUAGUCAAAAUUUCCAGUACCUUGUAAAGUUGCCCUAUUCAGUAGGGUUUCUCAUUUCAUUGCAUGAACUAGAUGUUAGUUACAACAAGAUUACGGAGUUACCAGAUUCCAUUGGAUGCUUAAAGAAGCUCCAGAAGUUGAGCGUAGAAGGCAACCACCUCGUUUCUCCCCCACCAGAGGUGGUGGAGCAAGGGAUACAUGCAGUUAAGCAGUACUUGUGUGAAAAGAUUAAUGGUAUGCAUGAAAAGUCCCCUAAGAAGAAGUCUUGGUUGGGAAAGCUAGCAAGAUGUAGCACCUUCAGUGGUGCCAACAUACCUAGAGAUGAUAGAGAGGACUUUGGUGUUCCAAGCAAUCGAACUAUCGAUGCAAUUGCCUCACCAAGAUUUAUGGGCAUGCUUUCUCCUCGUCGUCUCCUCUCUCAAAAAACCUACUUCUCCAAAUAAGGAAACUGACUUGCAUUCAUUCUUAAUUUGCCAAUAGACAUAGCAACUUGCUUGGGUAUUAUAUUGUGGUAGCUCUUAGCUUGUUUUCUUUUACGUUUGAAAUCAUGCAUGUGUACUAGAUCUAUCUGUACAUUGCGUCCUGUAGAAUUUGUGGUCUUUAAGAUUGUAUAUUACAGAUUUUAGUAGAUGAAUAGCCUCAUGGGUAUGUUUGAAUAAAUAAUGAAACAAGAGAUGGGGUAGUAAUGCUUGUUAAUUUGUUUUUCCUUUCUUUUUGAUGACAUUGGGGUUGGGGUGGGUGGAUUAAGUUCAAUGUUGUUUAAAAGCUUGAGGGUAACAAUAUUCAUCAGCCGUGUAAAC
This is a messenger RNA of Solanum dulcamara, 1650 nucleotides long. Its product is annotated as plant intracellular Ras-group-related LRR protein 6-like. The coding region runs from base 184 to 1293 and encodes 369 amino acids. The record is from RefSeq and is a predicted model, not a curated record. Gene Ontology annotation, molecular function: protein binding. Lineage: Eukaryota; Viridiplantae; Streptophyta; Magnoliopsida; Solanales; Solanaceae. The transcript is spliced from 3 exons.